GAUGCAUUGCAGAGGGUAAGAUGGUAAAUGGGAAUUUAAAAAAGAAGCGGUGGAAGGAAGAGAUACCUGGAAAGAAGGAAAUGGAGUUGGCGCAAGAGGAGGAGGAGGAGCAGCGGGAGUGGCGCCUGUACGAAGCCUACAAUGAGCUUCACGCGCUGGCCCAGGACUUGCAGACGCCCUUCGACGCCCCGGCGGUUCUGGUGGUGGGCCACCAAACGGACGGCAAGAGCGCUCUGGUGGAGGCCCUCAUGGGCUUUCAGUUCAACCACGUUGGAGGCGGCACCAAGACCCGCAGGCCCAUCACCCUUCACAUGAAAUACGACCCCCAAUGCGAGUCCCCUUCUUGCCACCUCGUCUCCGACACUGACCCCUCCCUCUCUCACCACAAAUCCCUCCCCCAAAUUCAGGCUUUCAUCGAAGCUGAAAAUGCCAGGUUGGAGCAGGACUCCAGCCAAUUCUCCGCCAAGGAAAUCAUCAUCAGAGUGGAGUACAAGUACUGCCCCAACCUCACCAUCAUCGACACUCCCGGCCUCAUCGCUCCCGCUCCCGGCCGCAGGAACCGUGCUUUACAGGCCCAGGCACGUGCCGUCGAGGCGCUUGUCCGUGCCAAGAUGCAGCACAAGGAGUUCAUCAUACUCUGCCUUGAGGAUUGCAGCGACUGGAGCAACGCCACCACCAGGCGCGUCGUCAUGCAGGUCGAUCCCGAGCUCGCCAGGACUGUCAUCGUCUCCACUAAACUCGACACCAGGAUCCCCCAGUUCGCCCGCCCUUCCGAUGUCGAGGUUUUCCUCUCGCCGCCUCCCUCCACGCUUGACGGCUGCAUUCUCGGUGAUUCCCCCUUCUUCACCUCCGUGCCUUCCGGAAGAGUGGGCUGUGGAACUGGUUAUCUCUACUCCUCCAAUGACGAGUUCAAACAGGCAGUGUGCUUCAGAGAGAUAGAAGAUGUUGCAUCUUUGGAGGAGAAGUUAGGGAGGGCAUUGUCAAAGCAGGAAAGGAGUAGGAUAGGCGUAAGUAAACUUAGGCUGUUUCUGGAAGAAUUGCUACAGAAGAGGUAUAUAAAUAAUGUACCAUUGAUCAUUCCACUUCUUGAGAAGGAGUAUCGGAGUGUGACAAGGAAAUUGAGUGACAUAAAUCAAGAGUUGAGCACACUUGAUGAAGCUAAACUGAAGGAGAAAGGAAGAGCAUUCCAUGAUAUGUUCUUGACCAAGUUGUCAUUGUUGCUUAAAGGGACAGUUGUUGCACCUCCCGAUAAAUUUGGUGAAACACUGCAAGAUGAACGAAUAAAUGGAGGUGCAUUUAUUGGUGCUGAUGGUGUUCAGUUCCCUCACAAGCUAAUACCUAAUGCAAGUAUGCGACUUUAUGGUGGAGCACAAUAUCAUAGGGCAAUGGCUGAAUUUCGUUUUGUGGUUGGAGGAAUAAAGUGUCCCCCAAUUACUCGUGAAGAAAUUGUAAAUGCUUGUGGAGUCGAAGACAUUCAUGAUGGAACAAAUUACUCUAGGACUGCUUGUGUAAUUGCUGUUGCAAAGGCUCGUGACACAUUUGAACCCUUUCUUCAUCAGUUGGGCUCCAGACUGUUGUAUAUACUUAAGAGACUGCUUCCUAUCUCCGUUUAUCUUCUUCAGAAAGAUAGUGAAUAUCUAAGUGGCCAUGAGGUGUUCCUCAGGCGUGUUGCCUCUGCCUUCAACAACUUUGCCGAAUCUACAGAAAAAUCAUGCCAUGAAAAAUGUAUGGAGGAUUUGGUUAGCACCACCAGAUAUGUUUCAUGGUCUCUCCACAAUAAGAGUCGGGCUGGGUUACGUCAGUUCUUAGAUUCAUUUGGUGGAACAGAACAGACCAACAGUGCUUCUAAUAAUCCUACGGCAACUAAUAUAUCACAAACCAGUGUGCAUGACAGAGAAGACACGAAGUCACAACCAGAUGUAAAACUCAGUCAUGUGGCCUCUGGGAUUGAUUCUAGUUCAUCCAUUCAGACAACAGAAACAAAGCUUGCUGACCUUCUGGAUAGUACACUCUGGAAUAGGAGGCUUGCACCUUCGUCUGAAAGAAUUGUUUAUGGCUUGGUACAACAGAUAUUUCAUGGCAUUAGAGAAUAUUUCCUGGUUUCCACAGAAUUAAAGUUCAACUGUUUCCUUUUGAUGCCCAUUGUGGACAAGUUGCCUGCACUUCUCCGGGAAGACCUAGAAUCUGCCUUUGAAGAUGACUUGGAUAAUGUUUUUGAUAUAACCAAUCUGCAGCAUUCAUUCGGGCAGCAAAAGAGAGAUACCGAAAUUGAACUGAAAAGGAUCCAGAGGCUCAAAGAGAAAUUCAGAAUGAUACAUGAGCAGCUAAUUCAAAAUCAAGUCAUCUGAAUAUGUGAGCUACUGAGUAUAAUUUUCAAAUGAAACAGGCAUGUGAUUUAAAGAUUUAUGAUCUUUCAUUUUCUUAUAUUAAUGUCUAAUGAAUUAUCAUAGUAGAAGAAUGAAUAGGAUGUUGUUUACGAGGACAUUUUGCUGUAGCUAACUGAACAUCUCUUUUCCUGAAGUAGUUCAAGUCAGGUGCUGUUCUUCUAGAAUACAUUGUGUUUGGACAUUCUUUUCUUAUUCUUUUUCGUUACACAUAAACUUUUGGUUGUCAAGAGUUUCAA
Messenger RNA from Vigna radiata var. radiata (mung bean), 2623 nucleotides. Its product is annotated as dynamin-like protein ARC5. The coding region runs from base 21 to 2348 and encodes 775 amino acids. Lineage: Eukaryota; Viridiplantae; Streptophyta; Magnoliopsida; Fabales; Fabaceae. The record is from RefSeq and is a predicted model, not a curated record. Gene Ontology annotation, molecular function: microtubule binding; GTP binding; GTPase activity. The transcript is spliced from 14 exons. Gene Ontology annotation, cellular component: cytoplasm; membrane; microtubule.